CCAGCUGCAUUUGAAAAAAAAAAAAAAAAAAGAUAUGGUUCUCAUUAUUUUGUUCAGGCUGGUCUCAAACUCCUGAGCUCACAUGAUCCCCCUGCCUCAGCUUUCCGAGUAUCUGGGCUGACAGACCUGUGCUAGUGUGCCUACUGGAGACGUUUUCUUUGUUAAAAUGGGGAGAAGGGUUAGCUUCCAACGCUGAGGAAAAGGCAGACAUUGCAGAAAUGCAGCUUCGACUUCCGAGACACACGGAGCCUUGGUGUGAGGGGCUCGUUUGCUGGUCAAGGCUGGGGGCUCAUGGAAGGGGUGCUGUGGACGUGGAGGUGGGCUUUUCAGAGCUCUGUCACUCCAUGGCUGGGCUGAGCUCUGAAGACGUCACAGCUUGGACAUUAAGAGACUGUUGCCUGGUAACAAACCCAAAACAGUAGACCUGGGAUACCGGACACCACUGACUUCAUCCAUCCGGCAGGGCCCAGCGUUAUUAGGAAAGCAUCAUUCAUCUCCCAGAGCAUAAAAAUAUUUUCUCUUUCACCUUGUAGCAAUUAUGUGUUUGUUUCUCCUUUGCUUAAAAAACAAAAAUGCCAAAAACAAAUGAACCUGAUUGCUCAGGGAGAUUUUUAAACAGCAGAUUAAUAUAUUCAGAGCUCUAUUGCUGGGACGCUGGAGUGUAUUAAAGUUUAAAGACACACCAGCUUGUAUGAUGACACUCCAAAGAUAAGCACCUGCCAGUGCUCUAAGCAAUUUUAGCUUGUUUAUUCUAGUAGUAGGCUUAAAGUUUUAUUUUCUCUAGGAUAUGAGUAAUGCAAAAUCGUUUAUUUUUAGGCUUUAUUUGGUUUUUUUUUUAAUAUAACUUUCCCCCAGCCCCAAGACUUUAAGAGUCUACACCUAAAUUUAUUUCACAACAAACAAUUUUGUUGGCUCUUGGUGACCAACAACAAGCAGAUUUGCCGCAGGCCCGUGGGUGGAUGCUGGGGACCCUUUAAGUCCUUUCUAAUGUUCUGGGUCUGUGCACUCUUCUGGAAACCCCCUGAGGUGAGGCCAUCUGUCCCCGAUUUUCCCUCUUUUCAAGGUAACUUCAGGUUCAAAGUGCUGCCUUCCAGAGCUCUCCACAGGAUGAAGUCCCACUUCCUGUAGCCAGCACUUGUGAUGUGAGCCGUGUCUCAAUAGCCCACCCUGUCCUGGGCACCCUGGCUGCCCCACACCAGACACUGCAGUGGCCUUGCCACCUCUUCAAACAUCCUGGUGGAACAGACCUGAGAGCCAAGGCUGGGGAGGACUCACAGAGCCAGGCAGUGGUGGCGCACGCCUUCAGUCCUAGCACUCUGGAAGCAGAGGCAGGUGGAUCUCUGAGUUCAAGGCCAACCUGGUCUUCAGAUCAAGUUCCAGGACAGUCAGGGCUACACAGAGAAAUCCUAUCUAAGAAAAACAAAAAACAAAACAAAAACAAGACACACAGGUCACCAGAUGUCUGAAGGUGUAACUUUAGCAAGGGAGUAAGGGGUGACGGUGACCUCAGCAUCUGCCCAUAGGUGCGGGGCAGAGCCUCAGUGCCUGAGAACCUUCUGCUCUCAGAAUGUACCAGUGCGGCGCAUGUGGUCUCCAGUUACUCUGUUAGCGAGGAGGCAGGGUCACCCCUGCCCAGUGAUGACCUGAGCACUCCGAGUGGUACUGGGCUCUGACCAGGUACUGUGGCCUGCUCUCCGUGUGUGAGGAGAAAAGGCCAGACUGCUAGACAGGAUGGCUCAUCUAAGCAACGCUUUGCCCUGUGAGAUGUCCGUUAGUUACGCUAUCUUCCCGCAAUGGCACCCUCGGGUCUUACUUACUCACCAGAUGUUGGCAGGGGCUGAACAAGCUGACAACGGAGCAAGGGCGCCACUGGCCUUGAGUGCUGCCAUGUGCACAGGUGUCAUUCACAUCAAUUUCUGCCCAGCAAAUCUUUUCAAAGAAAAUUUAAAGCUCAAAGGCAGCAAGGUGGCGUGCACAUACCUGCCAUCCCAGCACUCAAAGGGCUGAGGCAGGAGGAUCGUGUUUGAGAGACUCUUGGACCACAUAGCAUCACCCUGCUUCAAACAUCAAAUAAAUGAACAUUAGGGAAAAGAACAGAAAUCAAGAGCACCGUUGCUUCCACCGCCCUCACACUUGACUUCCUUUUCAGCGACUUCAAUUUCCCAAAGUCAACUGAAAAUACUAAGUAGAAAAUUCCAGAAAUCCAUAAGUUUUAAAAUGCCGACAAUCUCAGUAGUGUCAUGAAACCCUGUCCUUCCUGACACAUUUGCUCCACACUCUGCCCUGUCGACAGCCGCUCGCUAGCCACCUUAGUUGUCGUAGGGCCAUCCAGGUAUUGCUGUGCUGUGUGCAGGUGAGCCCUGCCCGGUCGCCCUGUGAUGUGUCAGGAUGCCGUGCUCACUCCAUCUCCUGUUGGAUCAUCUCUGAGAAGGGAGAGUAGAGCGCAGUGAGGUUAUUACAGUAGUGACUGCUCUGUUUUAUUCCAGCUACCCUAGAGUGCCGGACUUAGAAGUUAAACUCGAACAUGCUAUCUGAAGUUUAGACAUGGGAGGCACAUUCCUAGGAAGGUAUGUACUGGCUAAGGCUUGAGAGAGAGUCUGCAGUUCACUGUCGGAGGGGACUACGUUCACAUCAGUUAGCCUUUAAAGACAUUCCUGUUCGCCUUUUAAAGACACUCUCUCCCACCUUUAUACACUUUCCAGUUUGUGCCAAGGCUCCAGUGCAAAGAGAUCUGCAAACUGACUAGAGUCCCAAGCCCUGGGAUCCAUCUUUCCUUGCAGUUGUAACUCUGGCCAACAGGGGGCAGCACAAGGCAAGCAUCCUGCCAGAUGGUGGCCCAGGGACUCUCAUCCCUUUGGAAUUUGGGGUGGCAGUCCUUUCCUAAGUAAGUUUUUCCCUAGUGACCUCACUCUUUCCUACAUCUCUGGUUCAUACCUGUGGGUUACUAAAAAAGACCUUAUGACAGUGUCGCAAACCUGUCUUCCAGGAAACCAAGGUUCUGUUUUAUCUCCUGUGCUGGGUGAGCCACGGCAGCACAGGCACUAUGACCUCCUAGGCAGCUCAUCAGGAUAAAGUUCUGUUAAGAAAGAAAGGGGGUGACUUGGGGAAAAGAACAGACGCCCACACAGAAAGAAUGCUGUCGGUCUGGCUGGAGUCUCCACAAUAUUGUCACAAUAUUGUCCCUGUUGGCCACUGUGGAAAAGGAGGCAUGAUUUUUUGGUUUUCCCAAGCAGCUUAACUAAGAGAUGUUGGCAUUUUUCAAAUAUAUACAUAUCAUGGACAAGUGACCUUGACUUUGCCCAAGUGCAGAGCUGACCUGCCCCAGCGGGCUUCUCAGAAUCCAGCCAGCUCUGCUGCACCUGUCACCUGUCAGGGACAAGAAUAAACGCAUUGUCAUGGAGCAUUGUUCCCGGAUUACCGUCGGCUUUGAUGGCUGCUGGCUACCCCCGGCCAGGGCUUUACUUCAGCACGCAGGGUGCCGCCAGGGAGGAUGACAAUAUUUCACUCUCUGGACACCUCUUUCAACGCUCCUCACCUGAAUAAAAUGUGUGCGCCCAUGCCAACAGGAGGAUUUGGGCAAAUGCGAGCUGUCCCACACAGGCCACGAAGUGAUAUUCCUUCUGCUCUCUGUGGGAAGGUGAAAGAGAGGGGACUCAUCUCCCCAAAUUACUAAGUUGUCGGGGAGAAAAAUACCAGGAACUCUUAGAAUUGAAGAGGGCAGGCUGGUUAGUGUAUGUGAGCGGCCCCUCCAUGGUGACAGCUGCCUUCCUGGGCCAGGUGGGCUCCUCCCUCACACAUCCCCAUUGUUCCAAGGUCGGGGACAUCAAAGAUGGCUCGGGACCCACAUUCUGCAGCUUCCCCUGGAGAGCCAGCAGUCCUGUGGGCCCAGGGAGUUUUUCCUUUGAAGAGCUGCUUCCCAGCUGCUCGACUGUCACAUUUGCCAUGACAGAGAAUGAAAGCCUUCGAGAGAUCUGGGCUGUCAUUUUCAUUCCAUCUUCUUAUUGUGCAAGACCCACUGCCUCCAACCAUGGCCUUCCAAAUUCUUUCCGAAUACUCUGUCCUUUGGCUUGGCCACUUGGUGAAUAGGUUUUGUGGAGAAUAAAUGGAUCCCCAGGUUGGAGCAUCACUGUGUGCCCUGUGUGGGACUGGAUGCUAAGUAUCCACAGACCCCGCUGCAGUUUCCCACGUUGAGAGGGGAGGCGCCAUCAUUGCAGUACCUCUAUCCUCCCCCCCAGCCCCCCUCCCCGCAUGUGAGAGGGAAGGGGGGCAGGUGAGCCUGCCUGCUACUAGUAGCCCCUCUGGAGCUUCCUCAGCCUCAGCCUCAGCUCUGCCAAGUUCAGAUGGCCGCAGCCAGAGCAGGCUGGACCUCUAACUGUCCUUGGCCAGGUGAAGCCCUUGGGGAUCUACGUCCUGGUCAGGACGCCGCUGUCCCUGACAAAUUUUUCCAUGUCCUCUUUGAUGAGAAAGGCGCCGUGUUUUCUACUAGGGCGAGAGGAGGGUUUUUCAGUGCUUCUUGGCAGCAGACCCUGCUGCUCUUUGGCUCCCUGGGGCCUUAGCAAAUGGAAGGAGGGUGGAGCUGAUGGGCCCGCUGGCCACAGCUUCCCCCUAGAGGGAAGCUGUUUGUAGCUUCCAGUGUCCUCAGUUACCCCCUGCUUCCCCCACGGAGUCCACGCUCCAGCCCUGGAGCCCUGGUCAGUUCAUAUGCAAGGAGAUUCCUAUAGUGUGGAGAGUCCUGCCCACCCCAGCUGCAGGGAGGGCUAGCUCAAAGGGAAAAUGGGAGAUUAGAAGGUUACAGAUCCUCCCCCACAAACACCUUUUCUAACCCCCAGUGCUGGGAGUGGAGCCUAAAGCUUCUCUCAGAUGAGGCCAACACUGUACCGUGGAGAGACACCCAACCCUCAAACCCUCAUUAAUUUAUUAUUAUUAUUUUUUGUUUGUUUGCUGGAAGGCAGGGUCUUGUUACAUAGCCCAGGCUGGCCUCAGACUUGUGGCAAUCCUCCUGCCUCAGCCUUCCAAAUGCUGGGAUUACAAGUAUGCAUCGUCGGGUCUGGCUUCAUUACUUUUCUUAAAUGUGGAGACCAAACAGCCUGAACAAGGAGGGCUGUCUGUGAGAAUUGUCUGGGAGGCUUUUUAAAAAAUAGCAACAUCAUGGCCCUGUUCCAGAGCAAUAAUUCCGAAUCUCUAGGGGUGAGGGAAGAAAGAGCUUUGCUAUUUUUACAAAGCUCACUUGUGUGCCUCCAGUGAAGCACAACUAAGUCCCACGGCCAUUCCAUGGCAGUGCCAGCUCGGGUUAUAACGACCUUCGUGUGAACUACCGUUAGCAUGGAGGGCAGUCUGGGGAUGGUUUGCUCAGACAGAAAAGGCACCAUGAAAACGUGUCAUCCAGUUGUUGCUGUCACCGUGUCCAUGGUAACAGUGGCUAGCCACCCAGUGCCAGAUGUGGCCAGACACGGCUCGAUGCAGCCAUAUCUCUGCAGACUCAUCUUCAAGAUGCCCAAGUUCAGUGAGCCCAGAGCAGCACACUCCGAGGGUGGGCAAGUGUAUCCGGGUUUCCUCAGAUCACCAGCCCCCAAAGCACAACAGAGUCAGUAUUGAAUGUGAAAACUUGGCCUUACCUUGUGCUUGUCCCACUAGCUCUUACAACUUAACCUGUUUCUCUUCAUCUACCUUUUGCCUCAGGCCUUUUUUUUCCCUUUCUUUUAUUUUAUGUCCUAUUCUGUGGCUGGGUGGCUGGCAGCUGCCUGACUGCCAAGCCCGGGCAUCUCCCUCUCUCCCUGGUUCUUUCCUUCUUUCCUUUCCUGAGCCUAGAUUCCUCCUGCUGCCUCUUCUCUCUGUCUGCCAGCCCCGCCUACCCCUCUACUGCCCAGCUGUUGGCCCUUCAGCCUUUUAUCAGACCAAUCAGGUGCCCUAGGCAGGCAAGGCAGCACAUCUUUAUAUCGUUGCACAAACGCAGCAUAAACAAACACAACACACCUUUACACAGUUAAAGUAUUCCACAGCAUACAAGACUGGAAAUUAUAAUUCUAUCCUUCUAAGAUAUGUAAAUUUUACUAGCACACUGAUUAUGCAUGUUCGUGAGGCACCAUGUAAGGUUUCAGUACAUGACUACUUAUAUAAUGAAUAGGUCGUGAUGAUUGGCUCACCUCUCAGGAAACUGGGUUCCAUACUUGGCGUAUGGGAACUUAUAGUCCUCCUGCCUCAGCCUUCUGAGUGCUACAUUGAUGUGUGUGUCACACACCACACUCUGCCAGAACCUUCCUUUUAAACAAGAGCCAUGCGUGGUUCUGAUACAAGGACUCAGUAAGCUCCAUGUUGGCUGUCUUGCCUGCACGGACAGGGCCUUCUCAGAGGAGUCUCGGCUUUUAGUGAAGGAAGCUGCUUAUCCCUAGAGAUCCCCAGGGAUUGUCUACUGUCUUGAUCUUCUCGUUAUCUUAAUCACUUCCAGUCUGGUGGCAAAUCCACCCCUUCAUUUCCCCUGGAAUCUGUUCUGAUGGUUCCUAGGCCUUUUCCUUCCCUGUGAGUCUUAGAAUCAGUUUGCCAGGCUCUAAGCUGGGAAAGUCGGUUAUAGACUAAAAGAAUACGCUUGGCUGGAGGGAAUUUUCCAAGGCCUUUCCAAAACUCAAGCCUGGUCCGAAGGGCUCAGGAAGCUGGCGAAGUAACCUUCCUGUCACACUGUCCCCUUCAGCUGGCAACCGACUUGCUCUGGGUCACUGGUCAGUGCCUAGACCGGACCAACGUUUUCUUUCCAGGACUCCUAUCCGACCGUUCCCUGCCUUUUCUAGAAAGUCUGCUGGGCUGAACCUACUGGCUCUCAGUGCUGCUGACUCAGGCUGCUGAGGCCAUCUUGUCCCCACUGACUCACGGGUGCUCUGAACUUCUCUGGUCAGGACCCCUUAGCCUGGUGCCUGGGCUUGGGGAUUUUUGGGUUCCCCCGGGGAGAAUCAGUAACCCUUGGGUUCUGCUGCUUUGAAAUGGAAAUAUGUUUUGGAAAGUGGCAAACUGUGCUGGUGGCUGCCCAGCCACCCUUGGGCCUCGGAGGGCUCAUCAGGUGGCAGAUUCCGACUGGGAACACGUUCAUUGUUCUCGGAGCCCCGCCCCCGCCUCCGGAACCGCCGGGAAUUGUUUCCUACGAGUCCAGGCCCCAGGGGAGCGCUCUUUUUCUGUCCCUGUUGUCACUCACAUUCCUCCAGGGGCUCAGUUUCCACCACUUCUAAUCAUCCCUGGAGGACUUGUCCUUUGUUCUUGGAUUAAGCCCGGGCAGCUGUCACUCACCCCAGCCAAACUUCACACCGAGCCAGAGCCGCUCCUGAGAUUCGUCAGUGGGGAAAACUUGAUGUGUUCCAGGAUUUCCUACGACCCUGCUCGCUUCCCGAGGUACCUGCCUGAAGCCUACUGCCUCUGCCGAGGCUGCCUGACCGGGCUCUUUGGUGAGGAGGACUUCCGCUACCGCAGCGCACCAGUCUACUCCCCGGCCGUAGUGUUGCGCCGCACCGCCGCCUGUGCGGGAGGCCGCUCAGUGUACGCCGAACACUACGUCACCAUCCCGGUGGGCUGCACCUGCGUGCCCGAGCCGGACAAAGCCUCGGACAGCGCCAACUCCAGCAUGGACAAGCCAGGAGCCAAGCUGCUCUUCGGGCCCAACAACAGGCCAACUGGGCGCUGAUGCCGGGGACUGCCCGCCACCACCCAGCUUCCUGCAUCUGUCCUCCACGUCGUUCCCCACCCGCGCCGCUGCCCACUUUUUCCGAAGGCACAGCUACACGAGCUUUAAAUAUAUUUGUAUUUUUCAAAGUAGAUACUACAUACCUAAGGCUAUUUUGAAUAGAGGCAGAAACUAUUUUCAUAUUAGUAAUUUAGAGCAAGCCUGUUAUUUUUAAAACUUCUCCUCGACAUACAAGGAAAUCAUAAGCAUCCAGUUUUCUCCAGUAUGGUUCUUGAGCGCGUAAGCUGACCCUGUGCCCUGUCUCUGAAUUCAGCCUGUAGCCAGGGCUCGCCCGGGUGAAAUGGAUGCUCCCAAUCUGCACCGGAAGACCUCAGGUCCAGAGAGAGAGGGAUUUGAGGGGCCUCCUGGUUCCUGAAACCGAACUCUCCUCUGUUCCUGAGCAUAUGGAUGGUCUCAACUUUCUAGCAAUUUAAUUCUUUGGUGUGAUUCUUCCACUUUUGAAAACCACUGGUCUCGAUCAUGGCAGGAGGGGGAACAUGACAUCUUAGCCGGUUCUCAGGGGGCUCCAAGCACACAAGGGCUCAGUUUUAUGGGCUUUUGGAUCAAGCCAAGCCUAAGGAGGAAAAGGGAGGGCCUAGUCUCCAGAGUACUCUGGGCUUUAAAUUGUGAGCCAACUCCUUACUCUCAUUUGAGUAGAAAGUCUGCCCCUGAGCACGUUUGUAAAAGUUCAAAAAAAUUCACUAAAACAGUGGAAGCUGAA
Molecule: messenger RNA, 8423 nt
Organism: Alexandromys fortis (reed vole)
Lineage: Eukaryota; Metazoa; Chordata; Mammalia; Rodentia; Cricetidae
Gene: Il17d
Product: interleukin 17D
Exons: 2
Coding region: 6980-7663 (227 amino acids)
Biological process (GO): inflammatory response
Cellular component (GO): extracellular region
Molecular function (GO): cytokine activity
Source: RefSeq, a predicted model, not a curated record